AUGCAAAUGGUCAAGGAUGUUCUAGCCAACAGUGAUAAAGUUUCAGAGGUCCUACAAGAGUCUACUCAUCAGUUCAACCUGCUUACUUCACCCACCUUCCUACCAAAGGUCAAGGAUCAAGGGAAAUUCACUCUCCCUUGCACACUUGGGCAUCUUGAGAUUGACAAUGCCUUAGUGGAUUCUGGAGCAAGCAUCAAUCUGAUCUCUCUCUCCAUGGCAGAGAAGCUAGGCAUAGCUGGAGCCUUGCAGCGCCCUACUACUUCAAUCAUCUUUGGAGAUGCAACUACUAAGUCUCCUCUUGGAGUGUUCAAGAACUAUCACUUGAAAAUUGGAGAAUGCAUCAUCCAAACUGAUCUCACUGUGAUGGAAAUGGAAGAAGAGAAGGAUUUGCCUUUUAUUGGGAACCCCUUUCCUUAUACCAAUCUCAGUUCUAAGAGUCAUGGAGCUACAAAGGUUGUGAAGGAAAGGGUUGACAAGGAACCAAGAGUUGGGAAGGAUAAGGAUGAGAGAGGACCAAGGAUUGAGAAGCCACGUCUUGAGAGGGCUAGAGUUGAGAAACCACGAUCUGAUAGGCCAAGAGCUGAGCGACUUGUUCAAGCCCCUUGUGUGCUUGAUGAAGAGAGCCUUCAAGCUUUGUUUGAUGAGCCACUAGGAAGGGCUCUAAAAGAAGGGGAGGAUGCAGCCUCUAAGGCAAGACCAGGGAUAAAAGAAAGGAUCCACCAGCUCAGGCCCCUUCAGUCAAGCCAUCUCAGCUCACAAUGA
This is a messenger RNA of Microthlaspi erraticum, 762 nucleotides long. NCBI's taxonomy places the organism in Eukaryota, Viridiplantae, Streptophyta, Magnoliopsida, Brassicales, Brassicaceae. The record is from the annotation of a GenBank genome assembly.